Molecule: messenger RNA, 2575 nt
Organism: Rhopilema esculentum
Lineage: Eukaryota; Metazoa; Cnidaria; Scyphozoa; Rhizostomeae; Rhizostomatidae
Product: D-2-hydroxyglutarate dehydrogenase, mitochondrial
Cellular component (GO): mitochondrion
Molecular function (GO): catalytic activity; FAD binding
Source: RefSeq, a predicted model, not a curated record
GUUAAAAAACGGCUCCAAGCCAUAUGUCCUUGGACGAGACAAUGAGCAAAAGAUGAUUUAAAAGAAAUGUGGCAAAAGACCCUUGUCUUGAAAUCACAAACUAUUUAUAUUUUCACAUGGCAAUGGGUUGUUUGCGAAAUGGCGCGAAAUUUCCUUCGAAUCUUUUUAGGAAUGUGAAGCCUCGUUCUCAAUUUUUGGCCUAUUUGCAAAAGGAUUUGUAAACUUUGCUUCACUUUUUGGAAUUAUUGCAGUUUGCCAAAGAAUUAUGCUGGUUUCAUAUUCUAUGAGAACUGCUUUGGGCAAGUGUGCAGCUUUCAAGCUAAUUUCAAGAAAAAUAACGGCCCUCCCUUGCUCCUGCAACGUUACAACGAAGUAUUGCCACUGGUACUCAACAAGGCCGAAUGAUGUUGAAUUUACGUCAGAGAAAUAUCCAAACUUAAAGAGAAAGGAUUUUUCAAAAGUAAAUCAAAGUGACAUGAUGUUUUUUGAUGAAUUAUUGCCUGGAAGGGUUGUUACAGAUGAAGAUGAACUCUUAAACCACAACACUGACUGGCUGCGUAUUGUUCGAGGUGCUAGCAAAGUUUUGUUGAAGCCAAAGUCCACUGAAGAGGUCUCCAAAAUACUUUCAUAUUGUAAUGAAAGAAGAUUGGCAGUUGUACCUCAAGGUGGCAACACAGGCCUAGUCGGUGGAAGUGUUCCUGUCUUUGAUGAAAUCAUCAUUUCCACUUCCUUGAUGAACAAAAUAAUUGACGUUGAUGAAACUGCAGGUAUUCUGGUUUGCCAGGCUGGUUGUAUACUGGAGGUGCUUGAUAAUCAUUUAGCAGAGCGAGAAUUAAUGAUGCCUCUUGAUUUAGGGGCAAAAGGAAGCUGUCAUAUUGGCGGCAACGUUUCUACAAACGCUGGUGGUAUACGACUUCUUCGGUAUGGUUCGUUGCAUGGAUCUGUGCUAGGAGUUGAAGCAGUCAUGCCAGAUGGAACUAUUCUAGACUGUUUAUCAAAUCUACGCAAGGACAAUACAGGCUAUGAUCUGAAGCAACUAAUGAUUGGUUCAGAAGGAACCCUUGGUAUCAUCACAAAGGUUUCAAUCUUGACACCCCAGAGGCCUAAGGCUGUUAAUCUUGCUUUUCUUGGUUGCAAUUCAUUUGAUUCUGUACAAGAGAUCUACGUUAGAGCAAAAAUGAUGCUUGGUGAAGUACUGUCAGCUUACGAGUUCCUGGACGAAGAAAGCAUGAACUGCGUAAGAAGUAACCUGAAAUAUAAAAACCCAAUCGGAGAAUUUCCAUUUUAUGUUUUGGUUGAAACUUCCGGUUCUAAUGCGGAUCAUGAUGAAGAGAAGCUUAGUUUGUUUCUUGAAGAUGUGCUUUCUGGAGGGACAGCUUUGGACGGCACAGUAUCAACAGAUUUAACAAAAGUUAAAGAAAUUUGGAGGAUUAGAGAGAGUAUCGCGGAAGCUUUGAUGCACGAUGGUACCGUUUAUAAGUAUGACGUUUCAUUGCCCUUGUCUUGUCUGUAUGAACUCGUGGUCGACAUGCGAAAAAAAUUGGCACACCAAGCAAAGCGGGUUGUUGGUUACGGUCACCUAGGUGAUGGAAACCUUCACUUGAACAUCGUACCUUGUCAAGACGAUCAUGAGUUCAUUCAUCAGUUAGAGCCGUAUAUAUUUGAAUGGACAGCUAAAUACAAAGGAAGUAUAAGUGCUGAGCACGGCCUCGGAUUCAAGAAAGCCAAUGCAAUUCAUUUUUCAAAGUCAGAUUCGGCUAUAAAUUUGAUGAAAAGACUUAAACAGAUGAUCGACCCAAAGGGAAUCCUGAACCCUUACAAGACCCUGCCUUACAGCUAACUGGAUUAGUUAAAUGAAUGGUAUUGUCUGUACGAAACUACUUCAAGAUUGGAGACAGAGUGAGACUUUUAUAGAGUAAAUAAUGUUUUCAAUUUAACAGAGCUUUUUAGUACGCAAUUGAAAAAUGCAAGAAAUAUCUUAUGUCUACAAAGGAUGCAUUCAUGGUCCAAAAGUAGUAGGAAACGUCUAGCUGGAUUUGAAAAUAAAGAUCCCAUUUUAAACGGAAUUAAAAUUUUAGACUUUUAAAUGAAUUCCAUUCAAAGUUUGUAUGAGAUAAAUGCAGCUGCAAAAUUAGCUACAAUCAGUAAUUGUGACGAAAAAAGAAUAGAAGAUUUUUAAAUGAAUUGUUUGAUUUGUCCGCCUCAAAAGCUAUUUGAAUGAAAAUAGCAAGAACGUUAUGAUAUAACAUUACGACAUCCCAAAACUUCACAUGGUUUUGGAGUGAUAAAGAAUUGGUAGCCUCGAAGCUCUUCUUAAGUUUUAACAUCUUUUUCAACUGCUAACAAGAAAUAUUCGAAGAAAAAUGUUAAAGAGAAAGUAUUAGUCUGUUGCAUGAUUCAAAAUGAAAAUAGAUUCUUUGGAUUUGUUGCUGAGCGACAAGUUGCGCGUCUUUUUGUGCAUACGUUCAGUUUACUUUGAUAACACUCAACAAUUUAUUUGUUUUGUGGCCCAUAAAUCUUCAAUCUAGAAAUAUCCAUAAAUUCCAUUACUCGAAUUAAAUAAAAUAUAUUAUAA